CCCAAACCCAAACCCAAACCCAAAUCAUCUCUACAAUUAUUCCACCCUAGCUUCCCUUCCGCUCUCUGUCUUUUCUUCUCCGGACCUGGGCAUCAUCAUCAUUCAUCAUUAUUCAUCCAUUGAGAGAUGGGGAAGAAGAGAGUUGCAGAAGCCGAUGAAGGAUUGGAUAAUCCAGCCAUUAACAACAUCGAUUCGGAGCUUCCGGAGAAGAAGAUGAAGACACAAGCUUCUGGUACAGAGGAGACCGGUGCCCCAUCAUCCUCAACGAAGGAGACCGGUGCCCCAUCAUCCUCAACGAAGAAGAGUUCUUCCAAUCCAAUGCAGAAUAAGAAGGAGAGGAGGCUAAAGAAUAAAACCAGACACCUGGAGGAAUCGGAGAUCGCGGAGCCGAAGCCUAAGAAGAUGGCUCUGGAAUUGAAAAAUGACGGGAAGAUGGAAACUUCGCCGAGUAGUAGUGGCGGUGGUAAUUUGCCGCAGUUUCACAUUGGCGUGUUCAAGGACCUCUCGGCUGCGGAUUCUUCCCUCAGAGAAGCUGCGGUGGAGAAGCUGGUUACUGAGUUGCAGGAAGUGCAGAAGGCUUAUGAUCAACUGGAGGAUAAGGAAGCUGUUGAUGGGGAAUUGAAGUUGGAGGCCGAUAUGGAAGAUGGGUUGGAUAUGUGUGCCCCUUCUUUGAGGUACGCAGUUCGGAGGCUCAUUCGGGGAGUUUCUUCGUCAAGAGAGUAUGCAAGGCCAGGAUUUGCAUUAGGCUUGAGUCUUUUGGUCAGUGCAGUUCCUAGCAUAAGAACUGACUCACUUUUGAAGCUAAUUGUUCAUUUGGUCGAGAUCACUUCUUCAAUGAAGGGACAAGAAACAAGAGACUGCCUUCUAGGUCGCUUGUUUGCUUAUGGAGCUAUUUCAAGAUCAGGAAGACUCACAGAAGAGUUUAUUAGAGAUAAAGAUACUCCUUAUAUCAAAGAAUUUAUUAGUUCUGUACUUGUGCUGGCAAAUAAGAAGCGAUAUUUGCAAGAACCUGCCAUCUCAAUUAUAUGGGAAUUAGCGGAGAAGUUACCGGUUAAAGCACUGCAAAAUCAUUUUUUUGAAGCUCCUGAAGUUCAGGAGUGGUUUGGAAGUGCCACAGAAAAGGGAGAUCCUGAUGCUUUGCUUUUGGCUCUCAAAAUGCGAGAUAAAGUUGGAGCUGAUGAUAACAUGUUCGGAAAGCUACUCCCUUCUCCAUAUAGCCCCAGCAAUUUAUUUUCUUCCGAUCAUCUAUCCUCAAUUGCGCUGUGCUUAAAGGAAUCUACAUUCUGCCAGCCACGAAUUCAUAGUGUAUGGCCCACCUUGUUGAAUAUUCUAUUACCUGAUAGUGUUAUAAAAGACUUUGAUCCUGCAUCAUCAUUAAACUCUACAAAGAAGCACAAAAAGAGCCGCAAGGGAGAAGAUGAUAUUGAGAAAAGCCUUAGAAACUUUUGCGAGGUCAUCCUAGAAGGAUCACUUCUCUCAUCAUCACAUGAUCGAAAAAAUUUGGCAUUUGAUAUUCUGCUUUUGCUCCUACCAAAGCUGCCUGCACAUUAUGCCAACAUCGUGUUAUCUCGCAAACUAAUCCAGUGCUUGAUGGAUAUUCUUUCAGCUAAAGAUACCUGGCUUUUUAAAGUUGCAGAGCAUUUUAUGAAAGAAUUGUCUGAAUGGAUAAAAAAUGAUAAUGUCAGAAGAGUUGCUGUAAUUGUUGCCUUGCAACGGCACAGUAAUGCGAGAUUUGACAGCAUCACUAGGACAAAAACUGUCAAGACAUUAAUGAUGGAGAUUAAGAGUGAAUCUGGAUGCAUGCACUUGUUACAGGAAUUGAUGAACUUGUUUCUCGAUGAAGGGUAUACUUCAGAAGAACCUUCAGAUCAGAGCCAAACAACUGAUGAAAAUUCAGAAAUAGGCUAUGUAGAGGCUAAAGAAUCCAAUGGAAUACUAGGGUUCUCCGACAUUUUGAAAAGUUGGGUAAUAGAAUCUCUUCCUGGGGUUCUAAAGCAUUUGGAACUAGACCCAAGUUCAAAGUUUAAGGUUCAACGAGAAAUCUUGAAGUUUUUGGUAGUCCAAGGUCUCUUUUCAUCAACUUUAGGGUCAGAAGUUACAUCAUUUGAUUUGCAUGAAAAGUUUAAGUGGCCAAAGUCAGCCAUCUCAAGUGCUUUGUGUAGGAUGUGCAUUGAGCAGCUACAGUCAUUGCUAUCAAGUGCACAAAAGGCAGAGGGAUCUCAUGCUUUGGCAGUUGGUGCCGAAGCAAAUGAUCUGGGAUCUUACUUCAUGCAUUUUGUAAACACACUACGAAGUAUUCCUUCGGUUUCACUCUAUAGAUCCUUGAAUGAUGAUGAUGAAGAAGCAUUCAAAAAAAUAAAUGAAAUGGAAGCAUUGCUUGAAAGAGAGGAGAGAAAUUAUACAUCGUGUGUGGGUUUGAACAAGUGUCAUGUGUUGAGAUACUUGCUCAUCCAACUCUUGCUUCAAAUUCUACUACGACCUGGAGAAUUUUAUGAAGCUGCAUCUGAACUUGUUAUGUGUUGCAAGGCAACAAUAGGCCCCUUUGACCUUUUUGGCUCAUCUGGGGAGGAUGAACCAGUUGAAGAAAGUGCUCCUCCUGUAAUGGACGUGCUUGUGGAUACCAUGCUUUCUCUUCUGCCUCAGUCAUCAGCUCCAAUGAGGACAGCCAUUGAACAGACGUUCAAGUAUUUCUGUGAUGGUAUGACAGAUGAAGGAUUGGUUCGCAUGUUAAGGAUCAUUAAAAAAGAUCUUAAACCGCCUAGACGCCACAAUAAUGAUGGUGAUGAUGAAGAAGAAGAUGAUAUUCUCGGUAUUGAAGAUACAGAAUCUGAUGAAGACGAGAUUAGUGAAACCGCUGAAAGUGAUAAGCAGAAUGAUGACUCUAAGGCAGUGAAAGGAGCUGAUGAAGGAAGUGCAAAGCUUCAGGAUGCUUCUGAUGAUUCUGAUGUGGAAAUGGAUGAUGAUGCAAUGUUUCGGAUGGAUACCUAUCUUGCACGCAUUUUCAAGGAACGGAAGAACCAUUCCGGUGAUAGUGCUCAGUCACAGCUUAUUCUAUUCAAACUCCGUGUACUCUCCCUUUUGGAGAUUUUCUUGCAUGAAAAUCCAGGUGAUCCACGUGUGUUGACAAUCUUUCAAAAUUUGGCUCAAGCAUUGAUAAACCCAUAUGCCACCAAAGGCAGUGAACAGCUCAGUCAACGUAUAUGGGGGAUAUUGCAAAAGAAGAUAUUUAAAGCAAAGGUUUACCCUAGAGGGGAAUCCAUUCAGCUUCCUUCACUUGAAUCCCUCUUAGAGAAGUUUCUGAAAUUGGCUUCCAGGCCAUUCAAGAAGAAGGCCUAUGCUCCGAAUGUAUCAAAGAAGAAGCAAUCCACCUCUUGGGACCGACACAAGAUGAUCAAUUCACUUGCACAGAAUUCCACAUUUUGGAUUCUGAAGAUAAUAGAGUCCAGAAAUUCCUCGAAGGGCAAUCUUGAAAGAACUUUUAAACUUCUCAGGAGCAUUUUGAAAGGCUAUUUUGAUAAGAAGAAGUCUCUACUCAAACCCGAUUUCUUGAAGGAAAUCUUCAAGAGGAGACCGUGGGUGGGCCACCACCUCUGCAGUUUCCUCUUAAAGAAAUGUAGCAAUGCAAAGCUUCAGUUCAGGCAGGUCGAGGGUCUUGAUCUGGUCCUCGAGGUACUAAAGUCACUGGCACCCGCAAGCUCCGAUCAUGACCAGGCCAAGAAGACAAUAAAGAAAAAGGUUCCAAAGCUAUGCCAUCUGAUCAAGGUGCUAGUGACAAACAUGCCCGAAAAGAAAUCCAGAAGGGCAGAUGUGAAGAAAUUCUGCAGCAAAGUGUUUGGCUUUUUGUCCACCCUUGACCUGACCGGAUCUUUCCUGAAAGCUUUGGAACCAGACGCACAUGCUGCUUGUGAAUCUCAACUUGGCGAUACAUUUCUUGCUUUAAAGAAGCAGGAAAGCUAGCAUUUCUUUACAGAACUAUAAAACUAAAUCCAGGCUUACUAUACGUCUUCACGGUGAGAUCUUUGGGUAAUGGAAAUUAUAUGACAUCCAUAUAGCUGUGAUUUUCUUCUUCUUCAGGUAGAAUCAGGAUGUCAGGUUAUGCAGUUUUGUUAGUCAUUGAAGAUUGAGAGAUAGUACUAUUAUUAGAAUAGUUUGCUGGGUGCUGCUGGUCUAACACUACAAGGAGUUGGACCUGCAGGUUUUGAGCUGUUAAAAGAAAUGUUUGGUACUUUUAGGAUGGCUAUAUGAUAAUGACAUUUGAGUCACCUUUUGGUUUGGUUUGACCUCCCAUUUGAGUGAUGAACACUGCUUUAUUUAACUCCCAAUUUUUGUUUGGAACCUUCUUUUCAGUUUUUUUAAUUAAUGAAACAUCUUAUC
This is a messenger RNA of Cuscuta campestris, 4374 nucleotides long. Lineage: Eukaryota; Viridiplantae; Streptophyta; Magnoliopsida; Solanales; Convolvulaceae. The record is from the annotation of a GenBank genome assembly.